CAAGGUGUUUAUGCUUUGAAGGAAGGGGAGAGGCAAGGGUAACAAUGUGAAAAAGAAAAGGGCACAGACAUGAUGUGCAAAUUGCUUCUGGAGAACCGAACAGGGAAAAGAGACUCCAAGUUGGAUCAGGGGGCUGUAGCGAGAGUGAUAUUGGUUAAACAGGGCAUCAUUGGAAGGACACUGUGUAGAGCCACUGGGCAUCAUUGGGAGGACAGUGUGGGGCGAUACCCUCAGACCGCAGAAGGAAAGUGAGAGAAGGGCAAAACACGGGAGAGUGUCUGAGGAACGCCAUGAGUACCUGUGGAGUCCACGGAGGAAAGCCGUAAGGAGUGUGGGGCCACAGCCUCCAGGGCUUUGACUGUCAUGCAAAAGUCACCAGCCAGGAGAGCCACGUGUUCCUGGCAGCGGUCUGAAGCAAAACCGAGCCUGCAUCAACGUCAUCCAGGGGCUUGCAGAACUAGGUUCUGUCUCUACCACCCCAGCCCUGCCGAGUUCCUGAUUGAGUUCUAGAUCCGGGCCGAGAAUUUGCAUCUUCGGUGCCUAAGUGAAGCCAGUGUUUGAGAACCACUUCUGGAGAGUUCCAGAAGAGAGACUAGAGAUGGAGACAGCCACAGCGGGCAGUUGGCAGCCAUGCGGGUGAAAAGUGAGGCAAGCUGGGAUCCAUGUUACUAUGGUCACAAGUGAGUGUUUUCCAACAAGAAUCCAGUUCAUGCUGUUUUCUGUUCUGCUGCCACUGCGCAGCUGAAACAAAUCUGCUUUUACGCAAUGUCAAGAUGACGUGAAAUCAGAAAAGAAUUCCUACUAAGGAUAAUAUAAUUCUGAAUUAAUUCAAAAUGAUGAGUUCAUCUGAGGAGUAGCUUCCCUUCAAAUGAUUUGAAAGGUUCUCUGGUUUAUUCUGGAACUGAACUAGUUCCAAAAAGAGAACCACACCAGGCAGGUAUAAAAGUAGAAUAUUCGUCUGAAUAUUAGAAAUUACAGAUAGAGGUACAAACUUUGAUCUCAUUAUCUUGAAUUUGAUGAGACUACUAAAGGUCAUCUGAUCAUAUCUCUUGCUGCCAGGAAAUUUUCCCUUCAGAGUCUUAUCAAGAGCUAUAGCCAUGCUGUAUAUUUUAUUUAUAAAGACCCAGAAGGUGAGACUGUUAGGAGAGGUUAUAAGUUUGAUUAGGAGCUCUGGAAUGUUCAGACAGAUGCCCAAAGGUGUAGUUUAGACAAAAACUGCAUAUUCAACAUUAAGAAAUACAAAUUCUGUUCAUUCCUACUCACUAGAGAUCUAAUAGACAUUUUCUUUUUUCUUUUCCCAGGGACUUAUCCUGUAACAAAUUAAAAUUUAUUGAACGGAGGACGUUUGAGUCACUCCCCUUUUUGACAUCUAUGUAAGUUAUAAUGUCAUCUUUGGAAUUACAAAAUCUUGGUUGCAAUUUACUCACAGAAGUGAGUUUUGGCACAUUUCAGGCAUGGCAUGGAAUGCAUUUUUUGCAUGUGAUAAAUCUUGAUCAGAAUCCAUUGACAACUGUCGAAGAUCCCUAUCUUUUUAAUUUGCCAGCAUUAAAAUAUCUAGACCUCGGAAGAACACUGGUGUCAAUCAGCACAGUUGAGAACAUCCUCAUGAAGUCUCUCGAACUGGAAAAACUGAUCUUACCGAACUCCAUGGCCUGCUGCCUCUGCCAAUUUAAAAAGGAUAUUGAGGCUGUCUGCAAGACAGUCAAGCUGCACUGUUGCAGUGAGUGUCUGACAAACACUCAAUCUUGUGUACCAGAACCAACGACGGGGAAUCCCAAAGCGGAAUUCCUGAAGAUACUGCAGGCCCGGAAGAGGAACACUAGCACGAAAUUAAUUAUUGAAACAGAGAGUUCAAAGAAACAUAAGUUUGGCAUUCUAGACUCUACAAGUGAGCGACUAGACUUAAAUGAAAAAGAUGUUAUCAGUUCACUAAAUUACGUAUUGCCUUAUUUCUCAGGCAGCAGUGUAGAAGACAUAGAGUCGGUGUUACUACCCUACAUUAAAUUGUUCUUUUCCAGUCCACAAGAAGAUAGAUCUGUGGAUCACUUGAAAACCAAAGCAAAAGACUUGUCUUUAAAAUCUACUGAACGUAAAAUGAGAAAGAUCCACUUUCUGAAAAAUUUGAUAAACUACAAAAUUCAACAAAAAAUGGAUGACAUUAAAAAAACACAAAAAGCUGCCAUGCUGAUGCAGCAGGAGACAAUCAGGAGGAGAGAGAACGCGCGCCCCCUUGUGGAGGGCACCGUGCAAGGCCGGCUGGGGAGCGCAGGAGCCAGGGAGCAGGAGGAGCUUCAUGUGGCCCAGAGGCCCUGGCACCUGGUGGCCAACUCCUUCUACCCAGAGCCCCCACUCACAGAGGAGCACAAUGCCAGGGACGCCUCUUCCCUGAAGAGGUACAUCGUGGGCAAGCCAUCUGCUGCAGCCCGUGCAAAGUCUCUCUCUGAACCGGAAAAAACAUUGAAUGAUCUCUCUCCAGUGAAACGGAGACUGAAGAUGAAAAGGAAAAAUCCCAUCAACACAUGGAGCUCUGUAAAGAGGCCUGCGUUCCUUGCCCUACAAAGUCUCAUUGAUUCCCCUCCCCAAGAGCCUUCUCCCUCUUCUGGAGACUCGAGUUCUCAGGAAUUUCCUUUUCCGAAAGCGAUGGCUCUUCCAGUACCACAUGCAGAAGAUAUUCUUGAAGCCAGCCUUGCUGCAGCAAAUAACUUAGGAAACACUGUGCCAGAAGAAUCUCCCCCUGCCAGCACAGCCCAGGGGCAUCCAUUGGCCACUGGUUCCCCUGAGAUUGCCCCCACUGAGAAAAAAAUGCAAUGGGGGAACCCUAACAUGGGCAGGGACAUCCCCUCCAUGCCUACAGGCAGUACUUACCCCUUGCAGUCAUCCCCAGGGGACCAACUGAACCAGCAGCUUCGGUCCCUCAUCCCCAAUAAUGACGUGAGAAACUUCAUUUUAAUAGUUAUCAGGACUCUGCAGAUGGACUGUGCGGACCCCCAGGUGCAGCUGUCCUGUGCCAAGCUCAUCUCCAGAACGGGCUUCCUCAUGAAGCUCCUCAGUGAGCAGCAGCAAGUGAAGGCCAAGGCAGAAUGGGACACAGACCGCUGGAAAGAAGAGGACUACAUCAGCGAGAGCCCAGGAGGCCAGACUGAUGCAGGAAUGAUCGAGCCAAGUGAGCUCAAAGAAGUCCCAAGGUACAAAAUACUCAUCAUGGCAAUAUCUGUCACUGUAGCUGUGAUAAUAUUAAUAACGGGAGCCUGUCUCGUUGGGAUUUACUCUCACAGGGCAAGAGCCAACGCCGAGGAGGAGGACAUAGGAAAAGGUCUAAGGGACCUUUACGAAGAUUCCCUCAAGGAAAGACGGGAGAAGAAGCAGGUGGGCUUCUUGGUGAGGUGGCUGCGCUGGCUGAGGGGUGAGCGCAAACCCCGCCGGGCAAUGAGCCGGAAGGAAUUAGGUAAAAAAUUAUUUAAUGAAACCUCUGACGAGGAAGCAAUCUUCGUGAGAGGGGCAAGGACCUGGGCUGUUUUGUGGCUUCACAAGUACCUGCAGUGUGCCAUGAGAAGAGAGAUAAACCUGCAGGCCUUCACCUGCAAGGUUGAAGGCCUGGGAAAGAAGACCAAGAGACUCCUUAAGAGCAGACAAGAUUACUUCAAGGGGUCCCCACAGCACCAGGAGAUGGCAGCUGUGCACAAAGCACUUAAGCACAUUGUUUGCUCAAUCUGGGGCAAGGCAUCCUGUAACAAAUCACCAACACUCUUGCUGUGCCAAUUUGGGAAAGAAAAAAAAUUUUUUUUUUUUACCACAGUAACUGGAUUUUCCAGGAAUGGAAAAAUUCCUAGCUACUCACUCUGAAUGGCAGCCUGUCUCUAUAUCCUUAUUCUGAAAACCACAGUGCUGGGUCUGGUACAAUGGCUCAAUUAGCUAAUCCUUACUUUACAAGCACUGGAUCCCAUAUGAGUGCC
This is a messenger RNA of Ochotona curzoniae (black-lipped pika), 3953 nucleotides long. Its product is annotated as leucine-rich repeat-containing protein 37A2-like. NCBI's taxonomy places the organism in Eukaryota, Metazoa, Chordata, Mammalia, Lagomorpha, Ochotonidae. The record is from RefSeq and is a predicted model, not a curated record. The coding region runs from base 1384 to 3843 and encodes 819 amino acids. The transcript has 11 exons.